ACCAGGCUAAGAACUUUUUACUAACUCUCAAGCUAAGCUAGGAUCUUUCUCCGUGUUAAGCGCGACAAAUCAUGGGUCAGGGAACUCCUGGAGGCCUUAACCGCCAAGGUCCCGGCGGAGAUCGUAAGAAUGAUGGAGACAAGAAAGAGAAGAAAUUCGAGCCGGCAGCUCCACCUGCACGUGUUGGUCGCAAGCAGCGAAAGCAGAAGGGACCGGAGGCCGCAGCUCGUCUUCCCACGCUCACACCUGUUACAAAAUGUCGGUUGAGGUUGCUCAAGCUUCAUAGGGUCAAGGAUUACCUCUUAAUGGAAGAAGAGUUCGUUACAAGUCAGGAGAGGUUAAAACCGCAGGAGGAGAAAACCGAGGUAGAUAGAUCCAAGGUAGAUGAUCUUCGUGGCUCUCCAAUGAGCGUUGGAAAUCUCGAGGAGCUGAUUGACGAGAAUCACGCCAUCGUUUCAUCAUCAGUCGGACCAGAGUACUAUGUCGGGAUUCUCUCGUUCGUCGACAAGGAUCAGCUCGAACCUGGCUGUUCGAUUUUGAUGCACAAUAAGGUUCUUUCAGUGGUGGGUCUCCUCCAAGACGAAGUUGAUCCAAUGGUGUCUGUGAUGAAAGUUGAGAAGGCUCCUUUAGAAUCAUAUGCAGACAUUGGAGGCUUAGACUCACAAAUACAGGAAAUUAAGGAAGCUGUUGAACUCCCUCUAACACACCCUGAAUUAUAUGAAGACAUUGGUAUUAAACCCCCUAAGGGUGUUAUUCUCUAUGGAGAGCCUGGAACUGGCAAAACACUACUUGCAAAGGCAGUGGCGAACUCCACAUCAGCAACCUUCUUACGAGUUGUUGGGAGUGAAUUGAUUCAGAAAUAUCUGGGAGAUGGUCCAAAGCUGGUUAGGGAGCUUUUUCGAGUUGCUGAUGAUCUCUCGCCUUCAAUUGUUUUCAUUGAUGAAAUUGACGCUGUUGGUACUAAGAGGUAUGAUGCUCACUCUGGUGGGGAGCGUGAAAUUCAGAGGACCAUGUUAGAACUUCUGAAUCAGCUUGAUGGGUUCGAUUCAAGAGGAGAUGUUAAGGUGAUUCUUGCAACAAACAAGAUCGAAAGCCUCGAUCCUGCACUACUCCGGCCAGGACGAAUAGAUAGGAAGAUCGAAUUCCCACUUCCCGAUACCAAAACGAGGAGGCGCAUUUUCCAGAUACAUACAUCAAGAAUGACAUUAGCGGAAGAUGUGAACUUGGAAGAGUUUGUUAUGACUAAGGAUGAGUUCUCUGGAGCAGAUAUUAAGGCAAUAUGUACCGAAGCUGGUUUAUUGGCUUUAAGGGAACGAAGAAUGAAGGUGGUGCAUGCCGACUUUAAGAAGGCGAAAGACAAGGUUAUGUUCAAGAAGAAAGAGGGAGUACCCGAAGGACUUUACAUGUGAUCAAUCGCCCUUUGGCCUUCUCAUCAUGUGGCGUUUGGUGGAGAUUAAAAUUUAAAGACUAGUUAAAUCAUAAAAAACGAAAAAAAGAAACCUUGCUGAAAGAAUCAUGCUUGUUUUUUUUUAUGUAUGUAUGCUAUGUUGUGCUUCUAUCUUGUGUACGUUUGCUUUUGUCAAGGAAAUGUCACUUGUUGAUCUGUUUAGGUA
This is a messenger RNA of Impatiens glandulifera, 1613 nucleotides long. RefSeq names its product 26S proteasome regulatory subunit 4 homolog A-like. Bases 72 to 1409 code for a protein of 445 amino acids. The record is from RefSeq and is a predicted model, not a curated record. Gene Ontology annotation, molecular function: proteasome-activating activity; ATP binding; ATP hydrolysis activity. Gene Ontology annotation, biological process: proteasome-mediated ubiquitin-dependent protein catabolic process. Gene Ontology annotation, cellular component: proteasome regulatory particle, base subcomplex. NCBI's taxonomy places the organism in Eukaryota, Viridiplantae, Streptophyta, Magnoliopsida, Ericales, Balsaminaceae. The transcript has 5 exons.